Molecule: messenger RNA, 9412 nt
Organism: Zerene cesonia (dogface butterfly)
Lineage: Eukaryota; Metazoa; Arthropoda; Insecta; Lepidoptera; Pieridae
Gene: upSET
Exons: 13
Coding region: 390-7151 (2253 amino acids)
Molecular function (GO): protein binding
Source: RefSeq, a predicted model, not a curated record
CGAAAAUGCAAUGGCCGCCAUCUUCGACUCUUGUGAAUGUUUUGGUCGUAGUUUCGGACUUUAAGGCCUUUUUAAUUUGUGCUAUGAAAAUAUUUGACGGAAAUAGCUUAAAUACGUCGUAGGGGUUGUUAUUUUCUUUGAGCAAAGGAAGCGAUAUAAUGUGAAUUUUGAAUAUAAUUUGGAACAAUGACCUCGACAAUAGAGUCGUAUACGAGCGUUAAAAAUAUUUUCCGGCCAUAAUAUACUCCGAUCCUGAAUUUAUAUAUGAAGAUAUUAAAAGGCGCAGGGAUAAACCAUCAAUUUUCGAUUGCAGUCGAAUAAAUUUAACUCGGAGACAAGGCGUUCUCCACGGCAUCAUCUCGGGUCUUACCCAAGAUGGUAUUCUCAGCAUGUCAACUUCAUCGGAAUAUGAACCUGUGGCCCGGCAAAGUUACGGGCCGACCACCUCCAGUGAAAACAUUUUUGAACACAUAUUGGAAUCAAAAGUAAUGAAUACUAUGGAUGCGCCAAGUGUUCGUACACCUGUUUUGAGGGCUGUACCCAUAUCUAGUAAUGAGGGCGACCCUGAACCUGAUUCCACGAACCAUGAAAGUAUUAUAAAAUCUGUUCAUAAACUAGAGAAUAAAGAUAUUGAUUAUCACAUUAAUGAUAAAGUGUGUGAUGGUGAGAUGUCUGUAGAUUCCCUUCCAAGAAUCAUGAGGAUAGAGGAGGCCUCUCUUGAUACUGUGGGGCAUAUUGCCUACCCCAUAUUGCAGGAAACAGAUGACUCCAGUGAUGGAAAUUAUAUAGAGAAUACUGCAACACUUAUUCAAGCACCUUUGAGUAGUGCAAUUGUACAGAAUGUUGCCAAACUUCCACAGAACUUUACAAUUAAUGUUGAUGCAGCUGUUGGAAAUAUAACUGCUAUUCAAAAUGUUUCCCAAGAUGUCACAGGUAACCAAACAUUGUGGUUGCCUACAAUUCUUGCAACAAGUGCACCUACUGAUAAUAAAAAUGAUGAUGAUAGACAACAAGGUGUAUCGCAGUUCAUAAUCACAAGCGAAAGUUAUGUCAAUGAUGCUAAUCUUGGUAGGAGGGCAAAUAUUAUAGAGACAAAUUAUAAUUCUCGCCCUAAGACUUCUAAAGUGCAAAUUUUAAGUAACAUAACUUUACCAAAAAAUGCUAAUUAUUCACAGCAAUACAUAACGCAAAAUAAAGAUAUGACAACUCAAGUGUAUGGAACCCAGAAUCAUGUAUAUAAACUAAGUGCUAAUGUGGUGUCCCAAAAACAUAUAAAUAACUCUGUCCUCUGUACUAAGACAGGUAAAAGUCAGUCUCUUAUUGGUGGUGCGACUUUAUCACCUACAGUUAUUAACAACAGUCCAGUAAAAAAUGUAUCAUAUGGGUUCACUAAAGGCACAAAUAUAAAUAAGGUGAACAAUGGUGCUAAUCUUAAUACUAUGGUGGCUGCAUCGUCUGGAAACAUGCAGUGUCACAUUUUGUCACGAGUUGUAUCUGCACCAAAUAAGGUGUCGGUACAUUCUGGAAAGAAAUCUGUUAAUACAUUUAAGGGUAAGAAUUCCCAAGUGCAAAAAAAUCAAUCCAGAGCAAUAAAGAUUAUUCAGCAGGCUGGUACUGCUCAUAAAUCAGAAAGUAAGACAUGGCCUGUAGCCAGCGUCACAUACAAAGGUCAAUCUUCGAAUUAUAACAACAUGGAUAGUAAUACUUCUAAGGUUAUACAAAAGGUAGGCAGUCCUUCUACUAAGAAUCAUCAACCUUUGGCUUUACAAAAGGUGCAAAAAGCAGAACGUUUGGUGCUACAAUCACCAUGUGGACCAGUUUUAUUAACCACAGCUCCAAUAAGCACAAGUCUUCCAAAAGGACCUCAUUACGUACAGUCUGGAGCUACACCUAAUCUACGCUAUGUUCAAACAUAUGGACCUGACAACCAGCUCUCUACAAUAUCUCAAGUAUCAGCAAAUCAACAGUUAACAGCACAAAUUUUACAGUCUUUAUCUCAACCAAAACUCAUGCUUCAACAGAGCCCUACACCAGUCACUCCAAAACGGAAUAAUAAAUCCCCUCAUCCCAUUGAAGAGAUUACUGAAGUUAAACCAACUAAUCGCAAAAGGAUUGUUUUUGGAGAUAAAUCAACUUUACUUACUGCUGAUGAUAUUAUCGGUACGGAAGAGAGGCCAAACUUGUCUGAAGAGUUACGACGAUAUACACACCAUGCACUGGCUUUUAUAAUGCUGGAUCAUACAUAUGCCCUGCCAAUGCAAAAGCAACCAACAGUGUCAUCCCCGACUCUUGCUCCAAUUUCUACCCCACCUUCAAGUGUCUCAACAACUAUAACAACAACAUCAGCACCAGCAACAAUAACAACAGUUACACAAGUAUCAUCCCCAUUGAGCCCCCUGAAAAUCUCACCUGUAAUUCCAACCACCACACCGUUUGACCUUACUCUUUCAACUAUUAUACCAACAUCAGUGCCAGCACCUCUCCCAGUUGCGACAGUACCUGUAAGUUGUAUAACAUACAAACCACAGCCACCUCCUCAACAAGAUGAUGAUGCAGCAUCAGUUAUAUCCUCAAUUGAAGGGGAGAGAAGACCUCCAGAACAAGGCGGGAGUGAUACUGAAACAGCUCCAGAAGGGGAAGAAGAAGGCAAAACGAGAUGCAUUUGUGAUUUUACACAUGACGAUGGAUACAUGAUAUGUUGUGACCGUUGUGGAGAAUGGCAGCAUGUAGAUUGUAUGGGUAUUGACAGAAAUAAUAUACCUGAUGCUUAUAUGUGUGAACUUUGUCAACCUCGCGCUAUAGAUAGACGUCAUGCUCGUGCCAUACAAUUACGGAAAAGAGAAGAAUUGAGUGCACUAGGAGCAUCUGAUUCAGAUUCUUCAGAAUGCACAAGAAUUCCUGGGCAAAGACGAAAGAGAUUGUUAACAGUUACAACAUAUACAAAUACAAGUGGAUCAUGCGUUACGACAUAUAAUUCAAAUAUUCCAGUUCUUCCACCAUUACCGCAACCCUCAUUACCACCUUUACCACCAAAAAGAGGGCCAAAAAGGCCAAAGAAAGCAGAAAUAGUUAGGAAAGGUACAAAACGAAAACUGACAGAAAAACGUGUAAAGCGUAAGAAGGAAUUGAUGCUAAAUAGAAACAAGUACAACGCUAGUAUGUCUAAUAAUCAGUCGCAUUGGCGAGAUCUUUACGAAGUGGCAAUGACGAAUCAUUAUAGCCCUGAAUUGCGGGCAAAAAUAAUGAAAUACAGCAGUAAACUUGGUAAUACAUCCAACAUGGCUUCGUCUAUCACAGCACAUUUAUGUACAACGGUUCCCCACGCAGGUGGAAAAAUUUUGAUUGCUACGAAAGAUUUGAAAGAGAACACUCCAAUAAUUGAAUUGAGAGGAAAAUACAUGCUUUCGAAUCAACACCGCCCACAAUUACAAAACUCAGCACGGGCUGGAAGUCAAAAACCUGGACCUUUUGUGUUUUUCUACAGGUUACCUAAAGAUAACACACAGAUUUGUAUUGACACAAGGACAUAUGGUAAUGAGGCGAGAUUUGUGCGUAGGUCCUGUAAACCAAAUGCAGAACUUCAACAUUGCAUUGUAAAGGGAGCUUUGCAUGUUUAUUUGGUAACGAUUGGCGUUAUUCAGUCCAAUACGGAAAUAACAGUUGGUCAUGAUACAGAUGGUAGCAAGCAGCCCUGUGCUUGUGGCAAUCCUAAACAUUGCAAAGUGAAUGGUGUUACUUCAAUGAGUUCUAGAAAACCAAUUGAUUUCCCUUCAAGAGAAAAACGUAGUCGUAACAGAUGUUACAGUUCGUCUUCGCCUUUAUCCCCACCAUUGUCAUCCUUGUUGACAACACCUACUAAAGAAAUACCUCCACCAUUAAAACCUGAAGCUCCAAUCAUAAAACCUGAGAAAAAAUCACCUAUAAAACAUGAGUUGCCUCCUAUGUCACCAGUUAAAGAGCCUAUAAUGUCACCAGAGUAUUUUGAACCUAUAAAGUCAGAUAUUCCUGAAAUUAAAGAAGAGCAUCAAGAAAUAGAUCUUACAGCUAAAGAAGAAAUGAAACCUGACUUAGAUGAGCCUGAUUUUGUUAAAAUUGAGCCUAAGAUUGAAGAAAAACCAGAAGAAAUACCAAUGCCUGAAAUAAAUUAUGAACCUGAACCAGUGCAUCUCCAAGCGGUGGUUGAAGAAAAAGAAGAAAAGCCAACAAUAGAACUAUUUGAAACAACAAAAGAGCCUGUCUUGCCUUCAUUGUUUACAAAGAUAGAAGUUGAGGAACCAAAAGUGGAAAAAGUCGAAGAAAAGAAUAAAACUGAACCCAAAUCAGAAGAUGAGAAACCGGUAACUCGUGAAGUUACAGCUAAAUCUGCUUGUCAUGAUCGAUCUUCACGAUCAAGCAGAACAACAUGUGUUAACCAAGACUCAUUGGAUGAUAAAACCGAUGAUUCCCAAGACAAAUUACCAACUCCCUCUGGUAAAGAAAAAGAUAAAAGGAAAAUGACUCGUGAAGAACGUAAAAUGGAGGCUAUUAUGAAAGCCUUCGAAAGGAUGGAAAGAGCUGAACAGAGGAAACAAGAAGUGAAAGAGAGACAAAAGCGUAGAGAAUCUGAUCCACAUCCACAUAAUUAUAACGAAAAAGAUGACGAUGAUGAUGCACAUAAUAGUUUUAAAAAACGGAAAAGACGCAAAGGUCGAGCACGCACUGCCUCUCAAUCUAAUCGACGUCGUCUCAACUCUGCUGACAGUGAUCUUGUAACUUCAGGAGAUGAGGCCCAGCCUUUCUCCCCACCUCCAGAACAUUCUAGAAAUGAUGUUCACUCUUCCAUUGAUGAGGAUAAGUCACAUGAACCUGUAUCUGAGAAUCUGGGAUUGAGUUCAGCGUGUCUGCUUGUGGAAGCGGCUGUUGGGUCCGUCGAAUCGGCGUUCAAGCAACCGAAAACUAAGAAGACUAUGGCCAAUGAAUGGAUCGGUCGUUCGCCGGAUCGGACUCCUUCACCGUACAACUCUCCUUACCGCCCACCCUUAGUUUCAGCUACGUCUUUAGAGAGUUUAGUCAGAGUUGCUUCCACAAUGAUUGGUGAUCUUAGUGGAGGUCAAGACUAUCACGAAGAAGAACCGCAUUCGCCGCCAAGAACUCCCGGUAGAGAUAGAAAUAAACCUCCGAAGAAAGCUAAAAGGAUCACACGAAGUACACCACCUGCGGAAGUCACGGAAGUCGCACAACCAAUGCAGCAUAGUGCUAAGAAGCGAUGGUUAAGACAGGCCAUCAGUGAAGAGAGUGACACGCCAUGUAUAGACACAUUUGUUUCAGAAUCUCCACCUAAUGAAAUGGUUACUCCUUUGAAGAAACGAAGAUUAGCCAGAGAAUCCUUAUCUUGCGACCAAAACCCCAUAGAUCAUUGCCACGACGAGACCUCGCCGGUGUUAACGUCUGAAGAUUCACCAGUGAAAGAAGACUCGUUGGCAUUGGCGCGGCAAUAUAAGCGAAAUAUUAUGGAUAUGUAUGCUCGAGAUAGAACGCGAUCUGACAGUGGCCAGGGCUCCGAUGAUCAGUGCAAUAUAGAUCAUGAUGUUCUUAACGUUAAUUUAAAAGGACCACAUAAUUCUGAACAUAUAAGGAGGAUAAUUGGUGUCCCUGAUGACGAAACGCUAGAGAUACCUAAACCAGUUGACAUACCAGCAAAUAACAAUAAUAAUUUGGAAAUUGAAGAAACUAACAAUAAAGUUGUGCCAAUGGAAAUAGAUACGACUGUGAUAACGCAAUCAAAAAUAGAAUCUAACGAGAUCAACAUUGAAACGAAAGGUAUUGAAAGUCCUAACGAAAAAAUACACAGCUCUCAAUCUGCUGAUACGAGUGGCAACUCGUCUCCGCAACGUGACGAAAUGGAUGACAUUCAAAAGAAAAUACACUCAUUUCAUACAGAGAACAUAAUGAUUUUAAAGAGUAGAAAUAAGAAACCACCAAAGGAGAAACGGAAGAAGGUCAACCUAAACUUUGACCUCAAUAUGGUUGAUGAUCAGAUCAGUAUUCAGUUGCGUACGGAAGACGACACAAGUAAUCGCUCGGAGAGCAAUGGCGAUAUUCAUGACGACGCGAACCUUCACGAGGAUGCGAAAAUGCUUGUCUCGCCAGAAAAUAUUCCAUUGCCUCCUGUGGAGUCGAUACCGUUACCAGCUCCAGAGACCAUACCCUUACCGGAGGAAACCAAUCCGAUGCCAAUAAUUCCGCCUCCUGAAACUAUACCUCUGCCUGAGGAGCCGAUGAAACCCCAUCCAGCACAAACAUGUCCAGAAUCCCCUCCGGAACAUGAAGACAAAGAAAUCGCUGAACGUCCCACCGUCUUAGAAUCGACGGUGCCAUUCUCGACUAGGUUUAGUUCGACUGGACUAUUCUCCGGCAUAUUCAGCAAUAUGACGCAUUCGUUUAAAGUGGACUCGCCAAUAAACGAGAACAUACCAAAUAUGUCUUUAAUUAAAAGUGCAAUAGAUAGGACUACAAGUUUAGACAAUAGUAUAUUCGAUAAGGACAGUAUUACGCCAGUGGACGAAUUAAAAAGUGUACAAGAAAUUUUAACGCGAGUGAAUAAUAUGGACUCGAAUAACAGUGUGUUGUUGUCGGGGGUGUUGAAGAGUUCGAACAAGUCGAGCCUGUUGGCUUCGCCGGCGCCGGCGUCUUCGCCCCGCCCCAGCAAGCCCUACUGCCCCCGCAACGACCCCCGCCUCAACCCUCCGCCUGCUGACAAACCUAAACCAGUCCGAAGGAAGCUCUCUAUAACGGAGUACCGGAAGCGGCACAAGGGCCCCGCCGCCUCCGACGACGCGGGGCCCCCCGAAGGCGGGGAGCUAUGCGCGGGGCCCGAGUGGUCCUCGGGCUCCACGACGUCGUCGGGCUCCGCGUCGCUGUCGCCGCAACGGCUGGACGCAGCAGCCGCGGCCGCUGUGGACGACUUGGAGCAGCGACUGCACAAGGACCUCUCUUCCCAUAUGCCUAAAGGCGUGUUCGACGCGCAGCCGACGGCGUCGGAGCGGCAGCGGGAGAACCUCAGCUCGCGGCUGCGGCGCGAGUUCGGCCUCGCGCUGCCCGACGACGAGGAGGCGAGGCCGCCCACCGACACCUCGGAUGGCGCGGAGGGCGCGAAGCGAUGCGAGAGGUAGAGGCGACUCUACGCACACGCGAUAAGAAAAUAUUUUUGUAAAUCUCACGUUUCGCUUGUAAUAUAUUAUAAAUGUAACCUUUUUUUAUCGAGUUGUGUGUGAGGCGUUGUAUAUUUCGGUUUUCAACUAUUUUUAUUAUUUUAUUUUAACUUCACGGUUUUUCUGCAAGUACAAAUUGUUUUUAUUUUCCCCUCUGUACAUAAUGUAUAUAGAUUAAUGUAAGUCGUAGGGAAGCUAUGCGGUACGUAUGUAUAAUGGUAUGUGAAAAGAUUUUUUAUAUAUGUACAAUGUUUAUGUAUCUUAUUGAUAUGUUUAUUAAUAUAUUUAUUUGAUGGCGCGUCCUAGGGAACGUUGGCUAAGAUUUUGUACGCAUAAUGUAUAAGUAAAUUAUAGUUGUUUUUAUUGUUUUACUUUUUUUUUUAGGGUAUACACCGGGGUCUCGGGACUCUCCUAGGCUAUCUAGGCGUAGUUUUAGGGGUGUAAUUAGGAAUCGAUAUGAAUUCGCAUUAGCCAUUGUUAGAGGUUACAUUUUAUGUGUCAUAAUUUUAGGUGCGCGCGUGUCUGCAAUGUGCGAACACACCAUCACAACGUUUUGCCGUGUUUCGUGUUUAUCCCAGUUUUGUUUUUUAUUACUCUCGUCUGUAUUACAACACGCUAUAAUAUGUAGCGUGAAUUAUUCGUUAUAUGUCUGCAGCUGCAUCACGUGCGUUGCAUCGUGUCGGUCAUGUUGCACAACUUCCACACGUGCUAUCGCAUAUUAAUUAAUAACAUAACAUCGUAAACAGGAUAUGUUGUGCGGCGUGCUGCGUUUUGUAUUUAUUUUCAUACAGUUAAAUUUGAAUUUUAUAAAUUGCGUCUAAGUAUCCUGAAUCCUUGUACGUUUCGUUGUAAUUCCGUAGCAUGUUGUAGGUGCGUUUGAUUCGUUUUUUUCUUUUAUACGCGUAACAUGAUCAUCGAUUACAAGAGCAAUUUUUUAUAUUCAUCGGUAUGGUUGCUGUCUAAUGUAUGAUACUUUAUAAUCAAUCUAAUAGACAUAGUAUAUGGCAAUACUUAAAAACAUUAGUUGUAAUAGUGAACGCGCAGUUUUAGAUGUAGUUAGUGUAUAAAGAUGUUUCACACACCUUGUUUCAUCAAUUGUACCCAUAGACGAUAAUUACUAAUAAGCGAGUCGGCCGGUAACGCAGAUUUAUUUUAUUUUUUCGUUUAUCUCUUAUUCGAUAUAAUCUCACAUUUAGACAGUGACUAUACCUAACAUAACAACGAAUGCAUGUUGUGAGUAGGACUCGGUCUAACGUCGCCUUACCCAGUGAAAAUGUGCAAAAUAUUCUAUUGGUUGUGACAAAUACAGUUGCUUCGCUCUGCCGGGCCUCACUGAGCAUCUUGAUACGCUAUCUGAGGGUUUCUGUCACAAUUUCUCAUCUAGUCUUCAGUCGGGUAUCUUUACAAUAUGUCGAUGCAAUAACAGCGUUAGUCCUAUUGCAGCUUUUCUUGUUAAUCUACAUCGUUAGUUACACAGCUCUAUUGUCUAUGUUUGAGUAGAAUUUAGAUAUAAUUACUAAAUACCAGUCUGAGGUUUUUUUUUUUUGUCUACAAUAACUAAGCGGUAUCCAGUUGUCUCCGUUAAAAUAUUAUAAUUAUGUUGAUGCAGUGUCUUAUCCGUUACAUAAUUGGUCCAUUGCAUUUUGUUGACAUUCGUUGAACACAAAAGUGUUCAAACAAAAGCCCAGUGCGCUAUAUCGCCGAAAUUGCUCAAAAAUAUUGUAAAUUUAAUUUCCGAUAAAUAUUAUUUUCAAUCACACGGUCAGCCUUAAUGCCUGUCGCCUAAAUUGAACCUUCUUACCGCCUAUAAUUUUAUUUUUAAGUGGGCACAGCCAUACACGAUUCUUGUGUUCAUUUCGUUACUUAAUAUUAUUUGUGAUACAAUCAGUCGGGGGUCACAUAGUGAUUGAACUAUCCGUUGGAGAAUUUAUUUUACUCUGCACUUAUUACGUGGUCACCUAUUCUCGUGUCUCUACCGGUUUCUGCACAAACUCAGUGUAAAUAAGUACGAUGUUGUCACAUUCAUUAUUUCUAUUGUGGUUAUUUAUAAUCUUAUAAAUACUUUGGCAUUUAAUUAUCACUCCUAAAUAAACGUUUGCGAGUGUGGCAAUAUUGUUGACAAUUUCGUAAACGUCAUUUCACUAAGCAUAAUCGAACUUAGAUUUAGUCAAUACGUUGCAAUAAUCGCCUAAAGGCUUACGUGUAGUGAAAAAAAGUAGACG